This is a messenger RNA of Phyllostomus discolor (pale spear-nosed bat), 6160 nucleotides long. It is a transcript of the gene ICE2, whose product is annotated as interactor of little elongation complex ELL subunit 2. The transcript has 18 exons. The record is from RefSeq and is a predicted model, not a curated record. Gene Ontology annotation, biological process: snRNA transcription by RNA polymerase II; snRNA transcription by RNA polymerase III; positive regulation of transcription by RNA polymerase III. Gene Ontology annotation, cellular component: transcription elongation factor complex. The coding region runs from base 328 to 3303 and encodes 991 amino acids. NCBI's taxonomy places the organism in Eukaryota, Metazoa, Chordata, Mammalia, Chiroptera, Phyllostomidae.
AGGCGGCGCGGGCACGUCCUUUAAAUAAGGGCUGUCCGAAGCGCGCACGACAGUGUGUGGAGUGGGGACGCAGCCCAGGCCAGGGGCAUUGCGGGCCGCGAGUGAGUAUUCUGAGAGUGAUAUUACUGUAGUAAGUUAAAUGGAGGAGAACGUAUCCUACACCAUCAUUGCUGUUCUACAAAGAGCCUCGGCAGGAUCCUUCUGUCUGCUGUUUUAGGUGUCCUGUCAGUUUUAGGGUGAAUGUUGAUUGUGGAGAAAUCCUGCCUCUGCUGUAGCCUGCAUUACCAGGCAGCAGAAUUGUGAGCUAGAGUGAAGAAGUCUGAGAAUAUGAGCUCCAUUGUGGCCAUGAGUGAACCAAGGCUGAACUGGGAUGUCUCCUCAAAAAAUGGCCUUAAGACAUUUUUCUCUCGAGAAAAUUAUAAAGAUCAUUCCAUGGCUCCAAGUUUAAAAGAACUGUGCACUUUAUCCAGCAGGCGUAUGGGAGAAAAUUUGAAUGCAUCAGCAAGUUCUGUAGAAAAUGAGCCAGCAGUUAGUACAGCAACUCAAGCAAAGGAAAAAGUUAAAACCACAGUUGGAAUGGUUCUUCUUCCAAAACCAAGAGUUCCUUAUCCUCGUUUCUCUCGUUUCUCACAGAGAGAGCAGAGGACUUAUGUGGACCUCUUGGUUAAGUACUCAAAAAUUCCUGCUAACUCCAAAGCUAUUGGAAUAAAUAAAAAUGACUACCUGCAGUAUUUGGAUAUGAAAAAACACGUGAACGAAGAAGUUACUGAAUUCUUAAAGUUUUUACAGAAUUCUGCAAAGAAAUGUGCACAGGAUUAUAAUAUGCUUUCUGAUGAUGCACGUCUCUUCACAGAGCAAAGUUUAAGAGCUUGCAUUGACCAAGUAAAAAAGUAUCCAGAAUUCUAUACUCUCCAUGAAGUCACCAGCUUAAUGGGAUUCUUCCCAUUCAGAAUAGAAAUGGGAUUAAAACUAGAAAAAACUCUUCUUGCAUUGGGUAGCGUGAAAUACGUGAAAACAGUGUUUCCCUCAAUGCCUGCAAAGUUACAGCUCUCAAAAGAUAACACAUCUGCCACUGAGACACCAGAACAAACAGCUGCAGCUAUGCAUUAUGAUAUUAGUAAAGAUCCAAAUGCAGAGAAGCUUGUUUCCAGAUAUCACCCUCAGAUAGCCCUAACUAGUCAAUCAUUAUUUGCCUUAUUAAAUAAUCAUGGACCAGACUACAAGGAACAGUGGGAAAUUCCAGUGUCUGUUCAAGUAAUACCUGUUGCAGGUUCAAAACCGGUUAAAGUAAUUUAUAUUAAUUCACCACUUCCCCAAAAGAAACUGACAAUGAGAGAGAGAAAUCAAAUCUUCCAUGAAGUUCCAUUAAAAUUCAUGAUGUCCAAAAAUACAUCUGUUCCAGUCUCUGCAGUAUUUAUGGACAAACCAGAAGACUAUAUACCUGAAAUGGAUUCCAUCUUUGGAAAUGCCCGUUGGAUUCUUGGGAGGGAAAAGAUAUCUAAUGAAGUUAAUGAGUGCCGAAAAAUUGAGACCCUUGAAAAUGUGGAUCUGGAUUUUGAUGAUGACGUCACAGAACUCGAAACUUUUGGAGUAACCACCACCAAACCAUCAAAGUCACCAAGUCCAGCAAGCACUUCCAUAAUAUCCAACGUGAAAAAUACUUCCACAGCCCCCAGUGCAGCAGCCACUCCCGUGGCACCAGCUGCACCAGCAGACAUUUCUGCUCACUCUAGAAGUUUAUCUCAGAUUCUGAUGGAACAGUUGCAAAAGGAGAAACAGCUGGUGACUGGUGUGGACGGUGGCCCUGAAGAGUGUAAAAAUAAAGAUGAUCAGGGAUUUGUACCAUGUGUUGAGAAGGCAUCAGGAAAUUCUGACAAACCUCUGAUGCAAGAUGGUGACUUGAAAACAUCUGAUGCCUUACAGUUAGGAAGCUCUGCAGAAAAUGAAACCUCUGAUAAAAAUGGCAUGGCUACUGAUACUGUGUAUGCUGGUGAAAGACUAAAUGUUCUAGAGAACACAGACAAUUCAAAGGAAAAGACUGUUAUAUCAGAAGCAGCAAAAACUGAAGAUGCAAUGCUUUGCAAUAGUGAUACAGAUGAAGACUGUUUAAUCAUUGACACAGAGUGUCAGAAGAAUAGUAAUGGAAAAGCAGUUGAUGUGGGUUCUAAUUUAACUUCUAAGCCGGCCAGCCCAAAUUCUUCCUCAGGAAACCAGACUAAUGCUACUUGCAGUUCUGAAGAGUCCUGUGUUCUAAAAAAACCUAUCAAACGAGUAUACAAAAAAUUUGAUCCAGUCGGGGAAAUUUUAAAAAUGCAAGAUGAACUCUUAAAGCCAAUUUCCAGAAAAAUACCUGAAUUGCCCUUAAUGAAUAUAGAAAAUUCUAAACAACCUCCUGUUUCCGAACAACCCUCUGCUCCUUCAGAUACCUCUAGUUGGCCAAAAACUGUAUGGCCAACUGCAUUUCAGAAGCCAAAAGGACGAUUGCCAUAUGAACUUCAGGACUAUGUUGAAGAUACAUCAGAAUAUGUAGCUCCUCAGGAAGGAAAUUUUGUUUACAAGUUAUUUAGCCUGCAAGACCUGUUGUUACUUGUACGAUGCAGUGUCCAGAGGAUAGAGACCAGACCACGUUCUAAAAAACGGAAGAAAAUCAGAAGACAAUUUCCAGUGUACGUUCUACCAAAAGUGGAGUAUCAGGCUUGCUAUGGAGCUGAAGCUCUGACUGAAAGCGAAAUUUGUCGCUUAUGGACUGAAAGCUUACUGCAUUCCAACUGCUCAUUUUAUGUUGGUCAUAUCGAUGCAUUUACUUCAAAGCUUUUCCUGCUAGAAGAAAUUACCUCAGAAGAAUUAAAAGAAAAGGUUUCGGCACUCAAGAUUUCAAGUUUAUUUAAUAUCCUCCAACACAUUCUAAAGAAAUUAAGUAGCUUGCAGGAGGGUUCCUACUUGUUGUCUCAUGCAGCAGAAGAUUCUUCACUCCUGAUCUACAAGACCUCUGAUGGAAAAGUCACCAGGACAACAUACAAUUUACAUAAAACACAUUGCAGCCUGCCUGGUGUCCCUUCCAGUCUCUCAGUUCCCUGGGUUCCAUUAGAUCCCAGUCUGUUGUUACCGUAUCAUAUCUAUCAUGGAAGAAUACCUUGUACUUUUCCACCUAAGUCACUAGGUCCCACAGCGCAACAAAAGAUUAGUGGAACAAGAAUGCCUACACACAGCCGCAGGAAUCCAGUUGCCAUGGAAACCAAAAGCCUGCCUGCUCAGCAAGUUGAAAAUGAAGGAGUGGCUCCAAAUAAAAGAAAAAUAACUUAAGGACUCUACCGUGGAAAAUGAAGGAGAAACAGUUAUAACAAUGUUCAGUUUGGAAAUGUUUGGGGGAAAUAUGCCUAAAAGAUCAGUAGACAAGUUGAACUUUUUUUUAGUGUCCUUGAGAGUUCUUAGAGUGCCUUGAAAAAAUUUGUUGGCUGUGUGAAGGAAUGUCUCAGCUAAAAUGGAAUAGUAACUAUACUCUUAACUUCUGAUGUUUGAGGAAAAUCUAGAUAUGUUUUAACAUGAUCAUGGCAGGGAACUAUGUAGAAAAGAAAAUUAUUUUUAUAGUAGACCUUUUCCAAAAAUUGUAAAUAGAAUAAUUUGCUUUUUUCCAAGAGCAAUAUUUAUUGUUGUGUGUUAUAUUAAUAACUUGAGUUAUAUUAUAUUACCAGUCUGUUGAGGGUGGUUCAAAACAUUAGAUCUUGCCACUGUCAAAUACCAUUUUGAGCAACAUGUAAACCUUGUUUCUGACCCAUUGUGACAGGGUUUUUUGGUGGUGGUGGGGCUUUUUGUUUGUUUUUUUGUUUUUAAUCCUCACCUGAGGAUACAUUUAUUGAUUUCAGAGAAAGGGGUAGGGAGAGAGAAAUAUCGAUGGGAAGCAUCAAUCCAUUGCACCCUGUACAUGCCCCAGCCAGGGAGUGAACACCAGCCUUUUGGUGCACAACUUGACACUCCAGCCAACCGAGCCGCCUGUCCAGGACUGACAGUUCUGGUUGUUGUUGUUGUUCUAUUACAGUUGUCCCAAUUUCCUUGGUUGUGAUUGUUGCAGGUUGGUAAAGUCAAUACCUUUAAAACUUGGUGAUAUUCUGCUGCAGAAACUAAAAUUUAAAAUAAAAAGCUUCCUGCCUCUGAAAAGUUAAGCCACCAAUUUUUUAAAGAUUUUAUUUAUUUAUUUUUAGAGAGAGGGGAAAGGAGGGAGAAAGAAGGAGAGAAAUGUCAGUGUGUGAGAGAUACAUCAGUGAAUUGGUUGCCCCUCACAUGCCCCCAACUGGGGACCCGGCCCACAACCCAGCCAUGUGCCCUGACUGGGAGUAGAACCAGCGACCCUUGGGUUCACAGGCUGGUAUUCAAUCCACUGAGCCACACCAGCCAGGGCCAAGCUGACACAUUUUUUGUUGGGCAAUCGUUUGUUAAAACAACAACAACUUUUAUUGUGUUAUAGAGUUGGCGACGAAUGCCUCUGUCUCUUGGCACAAAUUCCAGUUGAGUACUGAAAUACACUCCUGAAAGCAAAGAGAUGAUCAUGUUUUCCAGAAAAAUCUUAUUAUUUCAGCUGAUAAGGCUAAUGUGUGGUAAAACAUAAGCUAUUUUUUCCUCAUCUAUACUGAUUAAUUUAAAUUUUUCAGGACCACAUCAAUGAAUUUGGAAAAAGUCAUGAUCAGCUGAUGUUAAUGUAGCUAACUUGGACUUAAGGAAGGGAUGGACUUAUUUAAUUUUUUGUAUUCAUGUUGUUUAAUGCCACUAAAGUUUUCAGAAAUAGAUGCACCAUUUAUAAAUCCAAGACAAUAUUAGCUUUGUUUUUGCAAUUGUUAUAUGUUUUAUAUUAAUAUAAGACAUUUAUAUUAAUAUAAGAAAUCUAGAAUUCUCUAGAGUUCUAGAAAUCUUUUCCAACUGUUAAAGGUGAUAGUUGGGUAUUUUUAUCUUAAACUACCAAGUUUUAUUUAGUUUAGAUUUCUUCUAGGUCGUUUCUAAAAUAUGUUUAAUUAAUGAGUAACUAUUAGUAAAGUUGUUUUAUGUAUUUUAAUAUAUAAUUUCCUCACGAUCCUAUUUCCUUUUUUUUAAACAUUGAGCCUCCUUUAAUGGACUGGUUUUUUUUUGCUUUGUCACCUACUCCCAUAUCUCAGAAAUACUUCAGCUGUGAAUCAUUUGGCAGGGAACCUAGGGAGAGUCAGGGAUUCCCUUGGAAUUUGCUCUUUUUAAAAAACUAUAUAAUGAUUUCUUCAGACUUCUAAAUACCAGAAAGUCUUGACUUUUGUUUUUUUUAAUACUACUUUUUACUUAGUAAAGUAUGUGAUCUUGCAAGUGAUUAUUUUGGAAUUAUUUUAGCCAUAUACUUGAGUAACUGAUAAUAUAUUAAGCUAGUCUUAGUUUUCUACUUGUGCUUAAUUAAGCCUUUAUAAAACAUAUAUUUGAUCAUUUCUUGUGUUCUUUUUCUUGAUUUUUAGUUCUGAGAAUGUGUAAGUAACAAAGUGACAGUGACAAUAUGAGCAUUUUUUUUCUUUUAAAGAAAGAAUAAGACAGACUCAGUGUUAGCAUUAGCAAGGAUGUGAUGGACCUGGCCCUCUUUUACCUCUAGGGUGAGGGUGUAAUUCAUACAUACCUCUUGGAAAGUAUUUAAUUCAGUAAAAGUUUGGGUAUAUCUGUGUCUCACACAGUCUAAAGUAGGUCCCCACUCAUAACAUUUUCUUUACUAUAUGUCACAGCACCUAUUUGUUUACUUGACUUACUGUGUUUCUUCUUGAAUAGACUACGUGCCCUAAAAGGGCAGGGGCAUGUUUGUUUGGUUCACCGUCAUAUAACACACACCUUACACAAGCGUCUGUCACAUCAUUAUUUAGUAGAUAUAACUUGGAUAUAUGAAUAAAUGAACAAGUAGAUAGAUUCUUUUUUUCCCAGAAGCUCACAUUCCAGUGAAGGACACAGCACUGAUCUAUGUAAAUAAAUGCUCCAGUAAAGUAAGAUAAGAAAGCCGUUUAACCUUUCUUAUUAGAAAUGUAAGGCAGAUUUUUCUAAUAUGAAAGUUGAGCUGAGUCUUUUAAAAAUGAGGAGUUAGAAGGGAAGAAUAAAAGAUCUUCCACACAAAAAGAAGGCAGCAAUAUACAAAGGUUAAAGGUGGCCAGGUUGUAGGCUGUGGACAUGG